Messenger RNA from Lycium ferocissimum, 2690 nucleotides. Its product is annotated as la-related protein 1C. NCBI's taxonomy places the organism in Eukaryota, Viridiplantae, Streptophyta, Magnoliopsida, Solanales, Solanaceae. The transcript is spliced from 6 exons. Gene Ontology annotation, molecular function: RNA binding. The record is from RefSeq and is a predicted model, not a curated record. Bases 431 to 2110 code for a protein of 559 amino acids.
UCCCUAGUGUUAAGCAAAGAAGGAAAUACUAGAGAGAGAGAGAGAAAUAUAAGAAGAGAGCAGAGAGGGAAAAGAGGAGAGAGAAGACUUAUUUGUCUGUUUUGGUGUUGCCUUUGCCUUUCGUUGUUGAUCGAGCCUCUGCGCCGCUCCGGUGCUGAGUCUCAUCGGAUCCUUUCACUGUGAUCCGAUUUAUUCAAUCUUUGGAAAAAACCCUUAGUUUUACUCUUUUUAUAAUUUACUUUCAAUUUUUAUUGGUUGAUCAAUUUCUGUUUCUAACUCUCUUUUUUUGUAGAAAAUUUUGAUCGAUUUGAAUGUUUGUUUAGGUUUUUUCUAGGGAGGAAUAAUCAAUCGAUUUUUGAAGUAUAGAGACUGAUUUGAAAACCCUAAUUUGGAGGCCGUCAUAUAUAUUUAGAACGAAACCCUAAUUUGAAUGGCUACAGCUACUAACCCAACGCCGACAUCGGCGCUUCAUCCACUAAGGAAUACUAACACCGAUUCCGGCGCAGCCUCUCUCGGCAGCCCCCGGCGAUCUCCGGCGGCGCGUGGCGCGUGGACUCAGAUCGUUCGCGGCGGCGAAUCAGAAUCUCUGAUUGCGGCAACCUCUUCUUCUCCUCUUUCUCCUUCGUCUUCGUCGGAGCAGAUCGUUAACUCCUCUAAUGAUCGCUCGCCUUCUAAAGUUGCUGGAAAUACCUCUUCGUUUUCGCCUGAGGAUGCUGUCGUAGAAGCACAGGUUGACAGCUCCGAUAAUAGUAGCAAUGCUGCUAAGAAACCUGUGUGGAAUAAACCGUCAAACGGUGCUGUUGAGGUUGCCAGUCCGGUAAUGGGUGCUGUCUCUUGGCCUGCUCUUUCUGAGUCUACAAAGGCUUCCCCAAAAGCUGAUUUACUCAAAGCUUUGCCGGAGGGAUCAGAUGCUUUAUCACAGGGUACAGGAAUGACAUUUCCACCUUCUCAAAAGCAAGUUAAUCCUAAGAAUGUCAACACUAAUUCAACUCCAAACCAUGCUCCCACCCGGCAAAGGUCUAUAAAGCGUGGUGGUGGUAAUCAAAGCAAUUAUCCAUCAUCGAAUGGUGGAUUUCCCCAGCAGCAGCCACUACAGGGUUCAGUGGUGGAAAUAACCCAGAAUAAUUCUGGGAAAUCCGGUAAUUCUGGUGCUGAGUCUACUUUGAGGGUCAACAAUCAUCGAGAUGGAGGGCAGCGGGGAGGAUUUGGAUCUCAAUCCCCUGGUGGUAAUGAGCAUCAACAGCAUCGGAGUUCUUAUAGGAGGGGGAAUGGUGGGCCGCAUCCCCGAGGAGAUGGCUCUUAUCAUCAUGGUUACGGAGGCAGGCGUGAUCAGGAGCGUGGUAAUCAGGAUUGGAACCCCAAUAGAAGUUUUGGUAGCCGAGAUGCCAACAUGCAACCUCAGAGAGGUCCAACUGGGCCAUUCUUUCGUGGCCCACCUCAUGCUUCUCCACAUUUUAUGCCGCAACCCUUGCCUGUGCGGCCGCCUUUUGGGGCUCCCAUGGUUUACCCUGAAGUUCCGCCUCCUGUUAUUUAUGUUCCAGGCCUACCCACAGAUCCUCUCAGAAUGCCUAUGAUUGCUCCUAUGCCGCCUAUGUUCUUUCAUGUUCCAGAUACCCAAUUGUAUUCUAAAAUAGUGAGCCAGAUAGAUUAUUAUUUCAGUAAUGAAAAUUUAAUUAAGGAUACAUUCUUGCGGCAGAACAUGGAUGAACAAGGAUGGGUUCCAGUUAAUCUUAUAGCAGGCUUCAAAAAAGUGAUGCAGCUGACAGAUAAUUUACAGCUAAUGCUGGAUGCUGUGCGUUCCUCAACAGUUGUAGAAGUGCAGGGAGAAAAGAUAAGGCGAAGAAAUGAUUGGAUGAAUUGGGCCAUGCCGCCGUCAGUUCAGUAUUCAACUGUGUCAAGUCCUCUGUCUCAUAAAAAAUCUAGUACUGAUUCACUUGCAGAGCAUUUCCAAAGUGUUGUAUUUGAUGAGAAGACAGAGCAAUUCACAUAUCAUAGUAGAUCAUCUUCUGCCGAAUUAAGUAGCUCAUCUAAACAGUCUGACAAUGAGAUUGGUGAACAAGCUGUUGCUCAGCGUGGGCGGCCAAUGCCAUUUGGAAAUCCAACUAAUUGAAAAUCAACUUCAUUUCAUGGUGAAGAAAGGAAGCACAUGGUUGGUGAAUAUUGUGCUUUAUUAUGGAAACAACGAGUUUGGUCUUUGCCAAUGCUGAUGGACAAAGCAUGAAGGAAAUAGAAGGAAGCACCUAAAAGGGUCAGGAAAAAGAGAAUAUUGAAAUAAAACAUACUUGAUAAAAGAAUCAUGUUGACUUUUAAGCUGGCAGCUUGAGUUUGUUUGGGAUGUAUAUUUUUUUGGGAUAAAGUAUCUUUUACUAUCAUGUUAUGUUGGUCGUGUGUCGUGGUGGUUACGUUAGAACCAGGGGGAAUUUUGAUUCUAUACUUCCCCAUUAGCCCCUAUGCUGUUUGAUUUUAUUAUCUUAAGAUUUGGGGUUAAAUCUCCUAGCUUGCAAAGGAGGUAAGCUUAGAGAAAGGAGUGCAUGUUGCUAGCUUCUCAUUUUAAUGACUCAAAAAAAGUCUGGUAUUGUUGUUUUGUGCUGCAAUGCUGUGGCGACUGCAGUAGCGCCCGUUGACAUGUGACUAUGGUGUUAUAUCUGGUACCUUUUCUUUUAUAGCCCUAAAGACCAUCUUUUUAAGUA